Messenger RNA from Salvia hispanica, 918 nucleotides. RefSeq lists its product as uncharacterized. The record is from RefSeq and is a predicted model, not a curated record. Lineage: Eukaryota; Viridiplantae; Streptophyta; Magnoliopsida; Lamiales; Lamiaceae.
UCAAAAAUGAAGAGAUCACUCCAUCAAAAUGAAGAAAACGAUGACGUGGCAGAGAAUGCUUCCGAUCAAACAGUCCCUCAGGUAGACUCUCCACCACUUUCUCCUCUUCCGCCGCCGCCGCCGGCGGCGAGAAGGCUCAGGAGGCGCCUUCCGGCGAGGCUGCCCUACCAGCAGAAGCACCUCAACGUGGCGGUGGCGCGCCGCGAGAUCGUCGCGGCCCUCAAGCACCGCCGCGCCACCGCGAUCCAGCCGAAAAUCGAGCCGCGGAGCCUCGAUUUUCCGGCCUCCAAAUUGCCCCUGCUGCAGGGCGUGUACCCCCACGCGGUCCAGCCGAAAAUCGAGCCGCGGAGGCUCGAUUUCUCGGUAGCCAGCGCCUCCAAAUCGCCCCCGCUGCUGCUGCAGCAAGGCAUGUCUCCCUGCAGCUGGAGCUGCCCCCACUGCUUCUCGCCGUGGCCGGCGGUGAUGCUGCCGGCGCCGCCGCCGCCGCCGGACGCGGGGUUCCACGACUUCGAGGUGCCGUGGAUGGGGCUGGGGCUGGAGCUGGACGUGGAGGCGUUCGUCGGCAAGCCGUACAAGGUUUACAUCGACGGCGAGCCCCCGGUUGAGUUUGACGAAGACGAGUUCAACGAUGAGAUGCCGGAGUUUCCGCCGUGGUCGGACGAUCAGGCGGAGAAGCAGUGCGAGGUGGAUCUGCAGCAUGAUUCUGCUAUGCCUGGCUUGGAGAAUGAGGAAACUGAUGGAGUGGAUGAGAGUGGCUGAAUUGAGCAAGAUUUUGAUUGUGUUUUUGUAGCAUGAUCAAAUUAAUAUUUGCAUGCCCAGCAUUAAUGUGGGCGCUCAGUAAUUUUUAAAAUAAUUUUAAAUAAGCUCUAUUGUCAUUGAUGCCACCUACAGUCGGACUGUUAUAAAAUAAUAUUUUGA